Molecule: messenger RNA, 2339 nt
Organism: Oryctolagus cuniculus (rabbit)
Lineage: Eukaryota; Metazoa; Chordata; Mammalia; Lagomorpha; Leporidae
Gene: OR10G3
Product: olfactory receptor family 10 subfamily G member 3
Biological process (GO): G protein-coupled receptor signaling pathway
Cellular component (GO): membrane
Molecular function (GO): G protein-coupled receptor activity; olfactory receptor activity
Source: RefSeq, a predicted model, not a curated record
AAAAAAGAACAUAGUUCCUCCCUAAAUGUCACCUCUCCAUGUUAGAGAAAGGUUUCUCUGCACUGCCUGUAUUUCUACAGUCUCCUUCGCUGGUUCUCCCUCACUGCCUUCUUUCCGUAUGCUAACACUUAUGUUAUCCAUUCCCUACGUCAGAUCUUUCUGGAAGAUGGAAGAAGCUAACAGCUCACUGCUAGCUGAAUUCAUCCUCAUAGGCAUUCCCUAUCCACCCGGGCUCAGGACAUUCCUUUUUGUGUUGUUUUUGCUAAUCUACGUGCUGACUCAGUUGGGGAACCUGCUUAUCCUAGUCACUGUCUGGGCAGACCCGCAGCUCCAUGCCCGCCCCAUGUACAUCUUCCUUGGUGUCCUCUCCAUCAUCGACAUGAGCAUCUCUUCCAUCAUCGUCCCUCGCCUCACGAUGAACUUCACCUCGGGCAUCAAACCCAUCCCAUUCGGUGGCUGUAUCGCUCAGCUUUAUUUCUACCACUUCCUGGGCAGCACCCAGUGCUUCCUCUACACCUUGAUGGCUUACGACAGGUACCUGGCCAUAUGUCGGCCCCUGCACUACCCUGUACUCAUGACUGCUAAGCUGAGUGCCUUGCUCGUGGCUGGAGCUUGGGUGGCCGGCUCCAUCCAUGGGGCUCUCCAGGCUAUACUAACCUUUCGCCUGCCCUACUGUGGGGCCAAUCAAGUAGAUUACUUCUUCUGUGAUAUCCCUGCAGUUCUGAGGCUGGCCUGUGCUGACACCUCGGUCAACGAGCUGGUGACCUUUGUGGACAUUGGAGUGGUGGUGGCCAGCUGCUUCUCCUUGAUCCUCCUCUCCUACGUCCAGAUCAGUCGGGCCAUCCUGAGGAUUCGGACAGCUGAUGGGCGGCGCCGGGCCUUUUCCACUUGUGGAGCCCACGUCACCGUGGUCACUGUGUACUACGUGCCCUGUGCCUUCAUCUACCUGAGGCCUGAAACCAGCAGCCCCCUGAGUGAGGCAGCUGCUCUGUUUCCCACAGCCAUCACGCCUUUCCUCAACCCCCUCAUCUACACUCUGCGGAACCAGGAGGUGAAGCUGGCCCUGAGGAGAAUGAUAGGGGGCUCGAGGGCAAAGAGUGAGCUUUGAACGUGUCUGUCUCCCCCUAGAGAAACCACCACACUGAAAAUUCAUUGUCAUAUUUAAAUUUCAGCGGGACUCUUUUCUCUUUUAGGUAGCCACACCAUACCAAGGCAAGAUCAAACACAAUUAAGGUAAAAUACCACUUUCUAGCAGUUCUUUACCACCUCCUGCAGAUGCACAGCUCUCAGAUGCUACAAGAGGAGAGAGAGAGGGAGAGAGAGAGAGAGAAAAGCCCCACCAGAGAUAGCAAAAGAUGGCCACUUAGACAGCCAGAGGACUGGCACAGCAGAAGCAUCCAAUGGGCUUUCCAGUCUCUAAGUACUCAUUGGCCAAGCCCUCAUGAGAUAAACCAUACUUCUUUUGAUUGAGGAAUAUUCUUCAGUUCUGUUCAAUGCUGUUGUCUUAGCAAAUAAUAAAAUAACAUUAAAAAGAUCCAUAGGGCUGGCAUUAUGGCACAGCAAGUUCAUCCACCGUCUGGGACACCUGCAGCCCAUACAGCAGUGUGCUUCUGAGUCACAGUUCCUCCACUUACAAUCCAGCUUCGUGCUAAUGAGCCUGGGAAAUAAUGAUCGCCCAAGUGCUUGGAUUCCUGUACCCAAGUGGGAGACCCAAACUGAGCUCCAGGUGCCUUGCUUCUGCCUGGCACUGACCCAGCUGUUGUAGGCAUUUGGGAAGUUAACCUGUGAAUCAAAGCUAUCUCUCUCACUCUGGCUCUCACUCUCGCUUUCACUGUCACUCUGUUUUUCAAGUAAAUGAAUCUUUUGAAAAUAAACAAACAGGGACUGGCAUUGUGGCAUAGCGAGUAAAGCUGCCGCCUGUAACACCAGCAUCCCAUAUGGCUGCUAGUUCCUUUCCCGGCUGCACCUCUUCUAAUCCAAAGCUCUUCUUUUUUUCUUUUUCUUUUUCUUUUUUUUUUAUUUAUUUGAAAGAGUUACAGAGAGAGGUAGAGAAAAAGAGAGGGGUCUCCCAUCCCCUGGUUCAUCCCCCAGAUGGUUACAAAGGCCGGAGCUGCACCAAUCCGAAGCCAGGAGCCAGGAGCUUCUUCCCAGGUCUCCCAUGCAAGGUGCAGGGGCCCAAGGUCUUGGGCCAUCUUCUACUGCUUUCCCAGGCCACAGCAGAGAGCAGAUCAGAAGAGGAGCAGCCGGGACUAGAACUGGCGCCCAUAUGGGAUGUUGGCGCUUCAGGCCAGGGCUUUAACCCACUGCCAUAGUGCCGGCCCCCCAGCACUCUUCUAAUG